AAGAAGCCAGUCAAUGUAGGGAAUGCUUGCUCAUUUCUUCCUCAGUUUAUAUUAUAUUAUGUCCUUUGUUUUUUAUAUCCCUUUGUCUUCCAUCCCUUUUAUAAUAUUUCUAUCAAUAUUAUUCUCCUCACAGUACUCCUCCUCUCUCCUUCCUUCCUCCCUCCUUCCUACUCCCAUCAUUCUAACCCAAUUAUGACAGCAUAGAGAGAGAGAGAGAGAGAGAGAGAGAGAGAGAGAGAGAGAGAGGUGGCUAAGAGAGGAAUAUGGUAGGAGAGAAGAAGGGGGAGGUGGUGGAAAUCUUUGAAGAUGAGGAGGAGAAGAGCGCGGAGAGUAGGCGAUCUCCGAAGCGGAAGAGGACGCCGCCCGCGGGGCUUGACCUAAAUGAAGAGGUCGGCGAGAGCGAGGAGGGAGGAGGGGUCGAGGGCUGUGACGAGGGAGAAGAUGAAGAUGGGGGUAGCACCACCGAAGUCGCGGGCGGAGGGAGCUCAAGCAAUAACAGCAGCACCAACGACAAGAGCUGCGGCAAUAACAGCGAGAAGAACGGCGACGGUGAGGCUGAGGGGGGCGGUGAGCGGCCCUCUGUGCGGCAGUACGUCCGGUCCAAGAUGCCCAGAUUGCGUUGGACCCCCGAUCUCCAUCUCGCUUUCGUCCAUGCUGUCGAGCGGCUCGGGGGACAAGAGAGUAAGCCUAAGAUCUUUAUUUCCUCUUCUCAAUGA
Messenger RNA from Ananas comosus (pineapple), 716 nucleotides. Its product is annotated as transcription factor LUX. The transcript has a single exon. Lineage: Eukaryota; Viridiplantae; Streptophyta; Magnoliopsida; Poales; Bromeliaceae. Bases 264 to 716 code for a protein of 150 amino acids. The record is from RefSeq and is a predicted model, not a curated record. Gene Ontology annotation, molecular function: DNA-binding transcription factor activity.